Molecule: messenger RNA, 720 nt
Organism: Fusarium sp. VM40
Lineage: Eukaryota; Fungi; Ascomycota; Sordariomycetes; Hypocreales; Nectriaceae
Source: the annotation of a GenBank genome assembly
AUGGCCAACCACUCAGAUCGCACCGGCCAUCGAUUAUCUAUCAACACAAGCUCUUCAUCAAGCCGCUACAGACAAAGAUAUGAUCAAAGCCCUGAGCCAACUUUCAGCCCCACCGGUCUUCUCGGAAACAGAUAUGAUGAAAGAAGAAAAGAAAUGGAGGCCAGAUCACAGGAAGCGAAACAAGCUCAUGAGAGCCCCUUCACUGGUGGCCUUCUUCAGUCCCUCACAGAGUUUGAGGAACAACGUUUGAUUCGGACGAGACAUGUUCCUUCAUAUGAGAGUUUUGGAAGGACACCGACAAGAGCGGCAUCCACAUCUGCUACUUCGUAUCGUCAGCCCCCCUCACGGGACUUCACAAGACCAAGGACACUGAGUGUAGCGUCUGUGAGGACUGAUUCGAUCUACUGUGCCCAAACUGGAGUCACGCCACCACCGUUAUUGGAUAUGACAUCAACACCUCAGCAACCUUGGCGAGACAGAAACACCCAAGGUAUCAGGUCCCCAAUUGGAAGGCCUGUUGGUUUUCCGGAGAACUCCAUUCACCAAUGGAAUACUCAGUCACCCUCACUCUCAAGAAGUCAAUCGGUUGCUGUUCGUCCUGUGAAUGGUGUCUCAGCGCUAGAGAGACGGACUUCCUCAGCUACCGCGCCUGUUGGACCGACUUGGAAUGAAGCAGCUCAGAGUGAGCCGAAGCGUCGAGGGACCUUGAGACGAUGUUAG